AUGGAUCUGCCUGCGGCUCCGACGCCACCUGUCAAUACCAGCGGCAUGCCCUCCAACGCCGACCGCACCGCCAACCUGCUCAACCUGCUCAAGUUUAGCAGCUCCGGCGCCUCGGCUCCCAGCUCUCAGCAGCAACAUCAGCAGCAUCAGUCGCCCCCCCAUCAGCACCACCCCAUGCAUCACGGGGACAAUCAGCAGCAGCACCACCAUGCUCGCCGCCCCAGCUUCGGCCAUGGCCAGUAUCCCGCUGCUCGAAUCCAUCAGCCUGCUCCCACGGGUGCCGAUCCCACGGGUCUGCUCGCCGCCCUUAUGAAAGGCGCCCACGAGUCCGAGGAGCCCCGGCAGGCCCCUCAGCCCUCCACCGCCCAUCUUCAGCCGUCCAACUCGUUUGCCGCCGGCUCCCCUUCUGCCGAUACGAGAUCCUAUCUUCUCAACCUCCUCAAUCGCCCCAAGCCCAGCCAGACCGACCAACCCAUCAUGGCCGAGUCGUCGCGCUCCAACGACCCCACGCCGCAGUCUCACGACGACGCGGCCGAUACCAAUCGCUACUAUGGCCAGUACCAGCAGCCGCCCAACGCCUACCAGCCGGCGCAACCUUACCAGCCGCACCCGAGCCAGUCCGAGUCCUUUAGCGAUGUUCAACAUCCGGCUUCCAAUGUCAGCUCCUUUUCCUUUCCCCAGACGCAGGAGUCGGCCGACGUCUCUGCUCUGUACCACCACGUCUUUGGCAAGAUGCAGCAGUCUUCGCCCCAGCAUCAUGAUGCCGACGCCGCCGCUGGCGCCGCUCCCUUCCACAUCCUCAAGAAGGACCAGCCCUCGCCCGCGGGCUCCAACUCGCGCGAGCAGCCUCGCCCCGGCAGCGAGCGAAGCACUCUGGCAAGCCCUCCGGAACAUGGCCGGCGCGCCGUCGACCGCUCCUCGUCUCUGCACUCUCACCAGUCCGUGCAGCAGCCCCCGAAACAGACGCCUCAGACGUCUGAAUUUGAUAGCUUCAGUCCCGCUGGCAACAAAAAUCAGUCUGUUGCAGACUCGGCUGGGGACAUGCCGGCCAAGGAGGACCCGGAUUCCCACGAGAACCUGGACAGGGCCGCCGCGCGCGACACAGAGCAGCCGGUGAUUGCCGAAGCCUCUGAUUCGGAAUGGACCACGGGCCCUCGUAAAGCCACUGUUUGGCCCUCGGGCCCCGAGGCCACUGCCUGGACCGACGACGAGCAGAGCAAGGACGAAGUGAAAAGAGACCUUGACGAUGACCCGGCUGUUGGACCCUCCGAGUCGUCCCACGGCCACGUUGACCAGGAACCCGAUCCUGUCCCGGCCGAGAAUCCCCAGGCUGUUGUUGACAGCUGGGAAAGUGCCGACCAGGAGGAGAUUGUGGUCAUUGAAGAAAAGGAACAUACGCCGGUUCGCGUCUUCAACUUCCCCGUGAAACCCUGGAUCUCCAUCACUCUUCAAGACGACAGCACCGAGCCCCGGCCCCUUCUCCGCGACGAGUGCAUCAUGGACAUUGCUCGCCUCAAGAAGGACUUUGACCAGAUUGACCGCAACCUUUACACCGCCUCGCAGACGUACAUGACGUACGGGAUGUCCAAGCAGGGCGGUCUGCGCGUUAUCCGCCAGGACGACGGCAAGGACGCAAAGGUCUUUACCGACACAAAGGACCGCAUCUUUAACGUUGCCAUGUCCGUCGCCCCUGACGACAGUGAAGGCGUGCAUAGGGAGGCCAUCAUUGGCACCGGCGUCAGCGGUACCGUAUAUUGGGUCCAGAUCAAAGAGGGCGAAAAGGACCACAUUGAGGAUACCCACCUGGAGCAGUAUGGCUUCGCUCUUCCUCCCAUGUCCUCUCAGGAUGGCGACACGCCCGGCGGCGUUCUCAAGACGAGGGCCCGGGCUUCGACCAUGCACCCCGAGUACUUCGCUGUCGGCCGCGGAAAGACCAUAAACUUCAUCUGGCCGUCCUACAUCAUGCACAACAAGCUAUUCAAGACGGGUCACGACCGCGUGGUCGACACGGACAACCUGCUGAAGCAGUGCUCGCUCAAGAUCAAUACUGGCAAGGCCGGCAAGGACUUCACCUUUAGCCAAGACGACACUGUCGUCGUCUCUCUCGACAAGUCGGGCCGGAUCAAGUUCUGGGACGUCCGAGACCUGACGGCCGCCAAGGAGGGCUCUGAUCCUCGCGCUCCCAUGCCGGCGCAGACGUCGCUGGAGAUCAAGGAGCCUCUGCUGACCCUGUCGAGCACGCGCGAGGGAGAAAAGGCCUGGCCUACCUCGGUAAUGCUCCUCGACAAGCAGCGCCCUUUCCAGAAACGGUGCGCCCUCCGCUAUAUGAUUGUCGGCAUGAAGCAAAACCACACUCUGCAGCUGUGGGACCUCGCGCUCGAAAAACUGGUCCAGGAGUUCAACCUCCCCCACAGCAAGGAAUCAGACGCCGUGUGCAGCGUCAUGUAUCACCCGACCAGCGGCAUGAUCAUCAUAGGUCAUCCGACGCGCAACUCGGUCUACUUUGCUCAUCUGUCGGCCCCCAAGUACACCCUCAAGGGCGUGUCUCAGGCCGAGUACAUCCAGCGCCUCGUCGCUCAGGACUCGUCGAUCCCGCAGCCGGAUAGUACCGCCGUGAUCAGCGGAGUCCGAGAGUAUUCGUUUGCGAACCGCGGUGUUAUCCGAAGCCUGGACAUUCUAUGCAGUCCCGCCAUGGCUCAGGACACCGACGAGCCGCCCCUGUUUGAGCUGUACGCGAUGCACUCCAAGGGCGUGGCGUGCUUGUUGAUCAGGCAGUACGAGCUGGGAUGGUCCAAGGACAACAAGGUUCUGGACGCCGUCGAUGCCGUCAAGGAGGGUGUUGUGACCGUCUCCAAGCUCAAGUCGCCGCAGCCGCCCGAAGCGGGCAGCGCCCGCGAUCACGGACAGAUCCGCAUCGCGAAUCGCGGUGCCGGCAAGGAGCCCCUCUCGCAGUCCACGCCUGCUCAGAGCGACUCAACCCAGCGGCCACCCGAGACGGCCGCGCCCGCCAAGCCCAAGACCGACGUCAAGGAGCUGGAGACGCCGGCGCAGUCGUCCAAGGAGAGCCAGGCCGAAAAGCCUGAGCGCAAGCCUCGCAAGAAGAAGGGUGCGUCGAGCAAGGAGCCAGAGCCCACGGCCAACGGAACGUCCAACCCGCCCCGAGUCGCGCCGACCAGUAGCAAGACCGAGCCUGCCAAGUCUUCGGGCACCGCGGCCACAAACGGCAUACCGUCCGGCAUGGUCGAUGCUGCCAUUGCCGGCAUGGAAGCACGGCUGACGGCCUCAAUGUCCGAGACGCUCAAGUCAUCGCUCAGGAACCUGCAGGGCAAGAUUGACGAGGGCGCUCGCAUCCGUGACAGCAACUUCAACCAGCAGCAGGUCAACCUUCUCAACAUGGUGUCCGAGGUUCUCAACGAGAACACUCAAAAGGUGCUCGAGUCCUUGAUCCACCAUCAGUUUGCGGAGCUCGUCGUCCCUACCAUCGGUGAACACGCGGGCAGGGCCGUCAAGGAUCUUCUCCAGCACGAGCUGCAGCCGAGCGUUGCUUCCUCGGUCCAGAAGGAGAUUCAGAGCAUGCUGCCUCACGCGCUCAACCGCUCGCUGCGCUCGGCCGACUUUGUCAACGCCAUCUCCGACCGGGUUGGAUCCGCGGUCGCUUCGAGCAUGCAGCAAGACGUUGUCGCCCCGCUUACGCAGAGGCUGUCGUCGACUUUCUCGACCAUGGCCAACCAAUCCGCCCAGCGCGUCGCUAACGAGCUUCAUCUGAAGCACCAGGAGCAAUUUGAGCAUAUGGAGGCCCAGCAUGCUGCCGACGCCAGCAAGAUCGACCAGCUCCUGGCACACGUGAGCCAGCUGACGGACACGGUGUCGAGCCUGGCGGCGUCGCAGUCGUCGCUGCAGGCGGAAAUUAUGAAGCUCAAGCAGCAGCCCGUUCACGAGCUCCCCGGAGCCUCCGGCGUCCCGGCGUCCCAGAGCGGGAGCGGCGCCCCCUACGGCAUGAAUCCCCCAGGGUACGGCUCCAACACGAUGGCCGGCAGCAACCCGCCGAGCCACCACGGCAGCUUCGCCGCUAGCCAGGGCCCUCUCGGCCCGGCACAGCCCUACAUGAACAGCCCCCAGUAUAUGCGCGGUUCUCAGCCCGUGGCUGGCUCCCACGGGACCGCUGGCCCCUCGGAAUAUGCAGGUCCCACCGGCGUCGGCGCUCUGGCCGGUGCCUUUGCCAACUCGAUGAGCAAGAGCGAAGCCGAGGAGGCCGUUGUCCAGUGGAUCCAGAGCGGCUACGAAAAAGAGAUUUUCAGGCGAUCCCUCGGGGCCUACCAGCCUAGCCGAUUCGACACCCUGUCCCCCAUCCUGCUCCUUGUGAUUAUCGCCACGAUCUCCAAGGACCUGAAGCCAAACCAGCUGCUCAAGCAGGAGAUUGACUGGAUCGAAAUGGCCGUGCGAGCCUUUGGAGACAGCUUGCCCAACUGCGACUGGGAGGGAGAGGGCAUGGGAGAGGUGAUGCAGAGCGCGUCGCAGACCAUGAAGCUCCUCGUGAAUCGACUGACGCCGCUCUUGGCUAGCUACCGCGACGGCUACCCGCUCGAUCCGUUCCUCGCCAAGGUGGACAAGGGCAAGAUUGAGUGGAUCGUGCGAUCGUCGGAGCACAUGCUCGAGUCUUUUGGGGGCGCGCACCGCUACGACUAG
This is a messenger RNA of Hirsutella rhossiliensis, 4686 nucleotides long. Its product is annotated as WD40 repeat-like-containing domain. Gene Ontology annotation, cellular component: P-body. Bases 1 to 4686 code for a protein of 1561 amino acids. The record is from RefSeq and is a predicted model, not a curated record. Gene Ontology annotation, biological process: deadenylation-independent decapping of nuclear-transcribed mRNA. Gene Ontology annotation, molecular function: protein binding. Lineage: Eukaryota; Fungi; Ascomycota; Sordariomycetes; Hypocreales; Ophiocordycipitaceae. The transcript has 3 exons.